This is a messenger RNA of Marmota flaviventris (yellow-bellied marmot), 4647 nucleotides long. RefSeq names its product synemin (gene Synm). The record is from RefSeq and is a predicted model, not a curated record. Gene Ontology annotation, molecular function: structural constituent of muscle; intermediate filament binding; vinculin binding. Lineage: Eukaryota; Metazoa; Chordata; Mammalia; Rodentia; Sciuridae. Gene Ontology annotation, biological process: fast-twitch skeletal muscle fiber contraction; intermediate filament cytoskeleton organization. Gene Ontology annotation, cellular component: intermediate filament; costamere; sarcolemma.
AUGCUGUCCUGGCGGCUGCAGACGGGGUCCGAGAAGGCUGAGCUGCAGGAGCUCAACGCCCGGCUCUACGAAUACGUAUGUCGAGUGCGGGAGUUGGAGCGCGAAAACCUGCUCCUGGAGGAGGAACUGCGCAACCGGCGCGGACAGGAGGACCUGUGGGCCGAGGGGCAGGCCCGCUUCGCCGAGGAGGCGCGCAGCUUGCGGCAGCAGUUGGACGAGCUCAGUUGGGCCACGGCACUGGCAGAGGGUGAGCGCGACGCUCUGCGACGCGAAUUGCGGGAGCUGCAGCUGCUGGCCACCGAAGCGAACGCCGCCCGCGGCCGCCUGGACGCCGAGCUGGGCGCUCAGAAGCGCGAGCUGCAGGAGGCGCUUGGCGCGCGAGCCGCCCUCGAAGCUCUGUUGGGCCGACUUCAGGCUGAGCGCCGCGGCCUCGACGCGGCCCACGAGCGCGACGUGCGGGAGCUUCGCUCUCGCGCCUCCAGCCUGACCAUGCACUACCGAGCCCGCGCCGCCGGCCCCGCCGCGCCCCCGCCGCGUCUGCAGGAGGUGCACGACAGCUACGCGCUGCUGGUGGCCGAGUCGUGGCGGGAGACAGUGCAGCUGUAUGAGGACGAGGUGCGCGAGCUGGAAGAAGCGCUGCGGCGCGGCCAAGAGAGCCGGCGCGAAGCCGAAAAGGAGGCGCAACUCUGCGCCAAGGAAGCCGAGGCGCUGCAGCACGAGGCGCUCGAGCUAGAGCAACUGCGCGCGCGGCUGGAGGAUGAGCUGCUGCGGAUGCGCGAGGAGUAUGGGCUGCAAGCUGAGGAGCGUCAGAGGGUGAUCGAUUGCCUGGAGGAUGAGAAGGCGGCCCUCACCUUGGCCAUGACUGACCGACUGCGGGACUAUCAGGAACUUUUGCAGGUGAAGACUGGCCUCAGUCUGGAAGUGGCCACCUACAGGGCCUUGUUGGAAGGAGAAAGUAAUCCGGAAAUAACAAUCUGGACUGAGUACACCGAAAAUGUGCCACAAGAAUUCAGAAACGAAUCCUAUCGAUAUACUGACUCAGUAUUACAGAGGAAAAAUGAAAGAAAUCUGUUUCCAAGGCAGAAAGCCCCCUUGGUGGGUUUAAACCACAGCUCCGCUCUGUAUUCUCAUGGGUCAGGGCACCUCGGAUCUCAGACCACCAAGUCUGUUGGAAAUGAGGCCAGAAGAGGAUAUUCUUCCUCCAUCACUACCCGGCAGGAAAACUCUUACGAAAAAAUUGUCAACGGUCAAACCAAUUUCCGAACUUUCUCUCCAACCCCCGGUCUUCUAAGAACAACCAACACCCAAGUUAAAACAUUCCCCAGUAGACCCAAACCCGAAGGUACAAGGGAUGCCCCCACCUAUUUAGGCAAAGAGUCCACCGUUGCCCGCGAGUCAUACCAAGAACGCAGGGACAAUGUGGGAGCAGGUGUUGUGGAGAGCACUCGGCCAAAUGAGAGGACCGUCACUUUGGGGAAAAAAAUAGAAGUGCAAACCACCAGGGAGCAAGAAAGAAAUAGAUUAGGAGCCAUCAAAAUUAAGCCCGAAGAGAAAAUGUUUGAUUCCAAAGAAAAGGCUUCAGAGGAAAGAAACUUAAGAUGGGAAGAACUGACAAAGUUGGAUAAAGAAGCCAGAAAGCGAGAAAGCCAGCAAAUGAGGGAAAAGGUCAAAGAGAAGGAAUCACUGAAGGAGAAAAGUGUGAAAGAAAGAGAGAUACCGAUUAGUCUGGAAGUAUCCCAGGGCAGCAGACCCCAGGUGUCCCCGAAAGGCUUACAGAUGCCAGAGAAGAAGGAUGCUGGUGACAGUAAAGUGGGAGAGACGGUGACAAAAGAGACAAGGUUCAGGUUGGACACCAGUGACACUGCUAGUUCCCUGCCAAGUGAUUCCAUGACAGAAACCAUAGCAGAAAACAUUGUCACCAAUAUCCUGAAGCAGUUUACCCAGUCUCCCGACACCGAAGUGUCUGCUAAUUCUUUCCCAGACACAAAAGUCACUUAUGUGGAUAGGAAAGAGCUUCCUGAUGACCGGAAAACAAAGACGGAAAUAGUCGUGGAGUCUAAACUGAUGGAAGAAAUUGAUGUUUCAGACGAAGCUGCUCUGGACCGCCUUUUAGGCAAGGAUGUCAAGGAAGUGGGGCUGAAGGGAAAGUCAGCAGAGCGGAUGAUAGGGGAUAUCAUCAACCUUAGUCUGAAGGGAAGAGAGGGGAGAGCAAAGGUUGUCAACGUGGAGAUCAUGGAAGAGCCGGUGAGCUACGCAGGCAGUCGCGGGGCGGAGGAGUUUUCCACCCCCUUUGAAGUGGAGGAGGUUGAUGAUGUGUCUCCCAGCUCCAAGGGGCUUGUCGAGGAAGAGGACGAUGAUGGAGACACCAAUGUCAUGUUCUCAGUUAAUCAGCGUCAAAGGACCAAGCUACCCCGGGAGAACGUAACACACGUGGAAGAAGUGACGGAGGCAGGUGACUCAGAGGACGAACAGAGUUAUUUUGUUUCGACCCCAGAUGAGUACCCCGGGGGCCAUGAUGGAGAUGAAGGCUCCGUGUAUGGGCAGAUUCACAUUGAAGAAGAAUCCACCAUCAGGUACUCCUGGCAAGAUGAAAUUGUACAGGGGACUUGGAGAAGGAGAAAGAAGGAUGGCACAGUGGAGGAGAAGGAUGUGGAGACCCUGGAAGUUCCAGCAGCCUCCCUGGGGGGCAGCAUGGGUUCUGCUCACUGGAAGGAAGAAGCUAGUGGUGAAUUGCAUGCGGAACCCACAGUCAUCGAAAAAGAAAUCAAAAUACCACAUGAAUUCCACACCUCCAUUAAGGGCGGCUUCUCCAAGGAGCCUCGACACCAGCUGGUGGAGGUUAUUGGGCAGCUGGAAGAAACCCUUCCUGAGCUGCCUGAGCGCAUGAAGAAAGAGCUGUCUACCCUGACCAGAGAGGGUCAAGGGGAGCUGGGGAGCGUUUUAGUUGAUGUGAAGAAAGUCCAGGCCUCUGACGGUGGGCCUGUGACCUUAGUUGCUGAGGUCAACCUCUCACAAACCGUGGAUGCUGAUCAACUGGACCUAGAGGAACUGAGCAGAGAUGAAGCCGGGGAAAUAGAGAAAGCUGUGGAGUCAGUGGUAAGGGAGAGCUUGACCAAGCGACAUGGCCAGUCACCUGAAAGCCCAGACAGGGAAGAUGGAGCUGAAGUGUCAGCUGGUGGCAUUCACUUCAAACGCUGGGCCACAAGAGAACUGUACAGCCCGUCUGGUGAUCUGGAUGACGCCGGCAAGCCCUCUGCCCAAGGCCCGGUGUCAGCCACUGUGGAAGUCAGCAGCCCCAAGGGCUUCGUGCAGUCUCACGUGCUGGAGGACGUCAGCCAGUCCAGUAGGUACAUUAAACUAGGCCCCACAGAAAUCUGGAGGACUGAGCAAGUCUCCCACGGAGGACCCACCGCAGAGGUGGCGGAGGUAAGUAGUGACCUCAGUCAGGCAGGCAGCUCAGCAGGAGCCAGCCAGUCUGUGAGGCACUUCACGGUGGGUCCCCAUCCAAGUCAAGUACCCACAGAAGUCAUCUUUCAAGGCCCGAUCUCUGCCUGGCAGGAGGCAGGGGACAAAGAAGAGCCUGACCUGGCAGAGCUGUCCACCACAGAUCCUGAAAGAUCCGAGAGGCACAGCACCUUUGGCUCCAGGCAGUUUCAUGCUGAAAAGGAAAUUAGUUUUCAGGGUCCCAUUUCGGGGGCAGUGAAGGUUGGUGAGAGUUUUGUAACUGAAGAGUCAGUGGGUACCCAGACUUCUGUAAGGCAUCUUCGGUUGGGCCCUAAAGAAGGAUUUAAGGAGGAAAUUCAGUUUAUAGCCCCCCUUUCAGACAAAGUGGAGUGGGGUAUCAGAGGGGAGUCUGUAUGCACCCAGGAGUCACCAGGGAGCAGCACAUCUGUCAGGCACAUAGACAUUGGGCCUCUGAGGCAGCCAGCCACUGAGCUGACAGUUCCCCAACCUGUGGAAUUUGGUGACUCAGAAUGCAUCGUCCAAGGAGAGGGCUCACCAGACAUGGCCCAGGCCACUCGUAGUUAUACCUUGGGUAGAAAAGUCCUCAUGACUGAAAAGAGUACAUUCCAAAGGCUUGUUUCUGAGUCUCCUCAGGAGGGUAGUGCAGGGGACACGUCAGGGGCAGAAGUGACAUCAGGUAUUAGCAGAUCCUUUAAGCACAUUCAAUUAGGUCCUACAGAGACCAAAACCACUGAACACAUUGUCAUCCACGGACCCGUGGCCAAAACAUUUGCUCUUGCUGGUUCUGCAGAUUCCCCUGAGCUAGGCGAGUUAACAGGCAGCAGCACACAGCGGCACUUUGCACUGGGGCCCAAAGAAACUUCCUUUACUUUUCAGAUGGACGUGAGUAACACAAAGGCGAUCCCCCACUGGACACCAGAGGCAGGGACAGAAGUGGAUGCUCACAGUGUAUCUGACCGUGGUGUCUGGAGAGAUGCUGACAGUAGGAAUGACCCGGCAGCUGGCGGGAGCUUUCAGGCCUCUGCUGGGGAUGGAGAGAAGGGUGCGGAGCAGGCGGGGUUCAAUAAGACAGUGCAGAUGCAGAGAAUGGUAGACCAAAGGUCAGUGAUUUCAGAUGAAAAGAAAGUUGCCCUCCUCUACCUAGACAAUGAGGAGGAGGAGGAGGAUGGACACUGGUUUUGA